AUGACUUGCAAACGAUUGUUUGCAGAGAUACACAACAAGAGACAAUUACAACUCAAGGUUACACCAAAAAAAGGUAUAAGUGGUGUAACAUUGUUGGACAACUCUGAUGUUGUGAUGGUUUACAGCCUUGUGAGCAUAUCUCGGAACCUCCCACCAACAUUGACACAUCUCGAGCUUGGUCCCAAGUUCAGACUGAUGGACCAUUCCUUUAUGCCGCCUUCGCUCACAUCACUCAAGUUGAAAAGUGUAUUACACUAUAACUUGAGGUUUGAUCAGUUGCCACCAUCACUCAAGACACUGGAGCUUGGUGAUCAUUUCAAAAACUAUUCUGAGAAUACAAAUAGAAGGAUGCCAGCAACAAUCACAUCAUUGUCAUUGGGCAAUGUGUACAAUGACGGUCUUCCCUCAGGCCUCCUCCCUUCUUCACUCAAAUCAUUGACGCUGGGUGCUCGAUUCGACCAACGCAUUGGCGAACGAUCACUUCCACUCACAUUGGAAACUCUUAGGUUUGGAAGGAGCUAUACACAAGAGUUUGGAUUGGGAGUGCUGCCACCAUCACUCACCUCUCUCUCGUUCCAUGAAUACUCAUUGUACGAGAAAGAGUUCAUUCCAGGAGUGUUGCCCAACCAACUUCAAUCAUUGACACUUGGAAAGGAAUACAAUCAGAUUUUUAGAGUUGGAUCACUCCCGCCAGCACUCACUCACUUGUCAUUUUUGAGCUCCAUAGAAUCAAAGUAUAAUCAAGAGUUCCAACUUGGUGUACUGCCCGCAUCACUUCAGACAUUGACUCUGGGCCAUACAUUCAAACAAUCGAUUCGACGAGGUAUUCUGCCCAACUCUUUGACCAACAUUGAUUUGCCCAUGAAUGGAGACCAAGUGAUCGAGCCAGGUGCACUUCCCAACUCACUCAUAUCCUUGACUCUCAGCGUCAACCCAGUGAUUAGUGUUGGAAUGCUGCCCAACUCACUCCAAUCACUCUACAUUACAUCUCGCUUUGCCGAUGUCAUACCUAUGGGCGCACUUCCAGAGUCAUUGACCAAGCUCUCGUUUGAGGGUUGUCUCUAUCUUGAUCAUCCAAUCACACCUGGCACAUUACCAUCAUCACUCAAGACAUUGACAAUUAUAUACAUUCACCCAAUCAUACAAGGUACUCUGCCAUCUGCGCUGACAUCACUCAAGUUAAUUAACUUCAACAGGAUAAUCCAACCUGGAGUAUUGCCAUCGUCAAUCACCGCAUUGGACCUGGGCCACUUGUAUGCCCAUUCACUUACUGCCAAAGUGCUCCCAUCAUCACUCACAUCGCUCAGAAUUGGUGGUUCACCCUUGACAUUCCCGAGACUCGAGACACUUGAGAUUAGUUCUUUGAAACACUUCACAGAGAUCAAGUGUGAUUAUAUUGGAUCACUGGUUAUCAACAGUGGCAUUGAUAGCAGGAAGUCAAAUGGUACUACACCAUGGCCAUCGACCAAACAACAUUUUGGAUCAUUCACCAUUGGCAGCAGAUCACACAGUUCAACGACCGAUCCCAAGUAUCGGGUGCAACAUAUCAAGUCGCUGAUCCGAUCGAUACCAAACGCCGACUCUUACAACAUACACAGCCAGGAAUGGAGUGUUCAACUUCGCAAGACUGAUCCAUGGAAUACAAUCAUUCUCAUCAGUACAUACAAAUGUAAAGAAGAUGAACAAUCAAUCGCCAACAAGAAGAGAAUACAGUUUGUCACUUUGGACAAGUCUGGAGAGUUGGUGUCAAGAUUGGAGGAUGAGAUCAAUCGAUUGAAGAAAGAGAAUGAUCGACUCACCAUCACCAAUGCAGAGUUGGUAAAGUCGAGGACCAAGACGGAUGAUGUGAACAAUAGAUUGAAACAAGAGAAUGAUCAACUCAAGUGUAAAGUGGAACGAUUGGUUCAAGAGAAGAAAGAGGAAAGCAAGAAGUUAGAGUCAGUCAGCAAUCAACUCAAUCAAUAUUUGAAGGAAUAG
This is a messenger RNA of Acytostelium subglobosum LB1, 1977 nucleotides long. RefSeq lists its product as hypothetical. The transcript has a single exon. Bases 1 to 1977 code for a protein of 658 amino acids. Lineage: Eukaryota; Evosea; Eumycetozoa; Acytosteliales; Acytosteliaceae. The record is from RefSeq and is a predicted model, not a curated record.